UGCAUGUCGUUUACUUAUAAGACGAUUGAGAAUAUAGACGAGUUACAGAGAGUUACGAGAUGCGUUCGUUCGGUUAUCAUAUCGUUCGAUAAUUAUUCUUCAUUAUAUGCGGCGAGCGAUGAAUAAACCAUCUUCGAGCGCGCGGUCCAGCGCGUAUUGUUAUCUCAAUAACGAUGUCAAUAAAGAUAUCAACACAGCCAACACGAAUUAUUGCACUUGCAUCUCGGCUAUUAAUAGCUUCGUACGAUAACAUUUUACCCCUCAUUUUCCACGCAAAUAACGACGACGGCACGUUUUUAGCGAGAGCAUGAUGACACGGGUAAUCAGCAUGAGAUAAAGCGUAUCGAAAGAAAUGCAUACACGUGCGCGAAAUUGCGGCUUGUCGCGCGCGUAAAGUGACGAUUCAAACGCGAUUAUGCCGCGUACUUCGAACGCGAUUCGUUUUAUGUCUCACCCAAUUAUCAUGUCUCUUUACUUUACUGUACUUGGUACUCGGUGUACUGUGCAGAUUAAAGGAGCCAAUACUGUUGUUAUUGUUUUAUCGAGGAAAAGUGUCGUAAUUUUUAAUCAGCCGGCCGUAUCAGCGAGAUACUUUCAUGGAACAUUCAGUUGUAUGAUAAGACAAUGUUGUUUCAUCGAUAUGUAGUCGAUGCACAACAGCACAGAUUAUAUAUAUUGCUUAUCACUGCUCGCGCGCUUACACGCUCGGACACGCUGGCGCCUCUGCUCUUUACUGUACGUUACUUAUUAUCAGAUGUUUUCGUAUGUACUGGUAUUUAUUAUAAAUCUUUCUGUCGCGACGCUCUUGCGUACACAAGCAUUACGCCGAUAAAUAAGCAAUUUGUAAUUUGUCCGUAUCUUUUGUCGCUUUGAUAUAAAGGCGAGAUAAGCGAAAUUGCCAUCAGAAGACGUCUAUUUUCCGACACCUUAUAAUCUCGCGCCUGUAAAGUAACAAGUGGCAGAUUUUGUUGUCUUUUGCGGUUGUUUGUCAGAUCCUCGUUCAUCUGUUGGUUCAGCUGCUGAGCGAGAGGGGAGAAAUAUGGCCAUGCAAUCAAUGAGACAGAGAUUCCUCGGUGUCGUAAAGAAAUCGGGCAAGGGCAAGGGGAGAUCCUUAAGCUCCCAGCAAGUGAUCGACCGCGAUGACAAGUACGGUGGCAUCCACUUUAAACCGCUACCGGUUGUUCUGACCCGAGGGGAAGGUGUCUACCUGUGGGACAUUGACGGAAAGCGCUACCUUGAUUUCCUGGCAGGAUUCUCGACCGUCAAUCAGGGUCACUGUCAUCCUCGUCUAGUAAAGGUCAUGAGAGAUCAAGCUGGGAAGUUGACGCACACGUCGCGAGCUUUUUACUCGGAACCUCACGGCGAAUUGGGAGGAUACCUGACGAAACUGCUAAAAUGGGACCGAUUUUUACCUAUGAAUACGGGUGUCGAAGGCGGCGAUACGGCUGUCAAAUUGGCCAGACGCUGGGGAUACAGAGUGAAGAAAAUGCCGAGUGACAAAGCGACUGUGGUAUUCGCGAGAGGAAACUUUUGGGGUCGUUCAUUGGCGGCCUUGUCAGCCUCGACAGAUCCGAAUUGCUACACAGACUUCGGCCCUUACGUGCCGCUCUUUGAAAAAGUGCCGUACAACGAUCCGGCCGCACUGGAGCAAAAGUUCCGAGAGAAUCCGAAUAUCUGCGCGUUCAUGGUCGAACCCAUCCAGGGAGAAGCUGGAGUCAUCGUGCCUACUGACGGUUAUCUAAAACGCGUAAGGGAACUGUGCACAAAGUACAACGUUCUAUGGAUCGCCGACGAAGUGCAAACCGGUCUUUGUAGAACCGGCACGCGUCUGGCAAUCGAUCACGAAGGUUGCAGACCGGAUAUACUGAUUUUGGGGAAAGCGCUCUCCGGUGGGAUGUAUCCGGUUUCCGGUGUCCUAGCGGAUGAUCAGAUAAUGUUCUGUCUGCAAACGGGCUCGCACGGGAGCACUUUCGGCGGAAGCCCGCUCGGAAAUCGGGUCGCUCUGGAGGCAGUGAAAAUUUUGGAAGAAGAAAAUCUGGCGGAAAAUGCGAAGAAACUCGGGAAGAUUUUGAAGGAGGAACUGAGCAAAGUGCCGGGGGAUAUUGCGACGGAAUUUCGAGGACGCGGUCUCUUGGCUGGUCUCGUAAUUAAUAAAGAGUUUGCCGACGGCUGGGAUAUCUGUCUGAGGUUGAGAGAUGCUGGUUUGCUGACAAGACCUGCGCACGGCCAAAUCAUUAGAAUAUCGCCCCCGUUAACGAUCACGGAGGAGCAACUGCGAGAAGGUAUAAACAUUCUCACUACAGUCCUGAAAAGCUACAAAUGAAGCUACAUUCCGCGAUAUAUUCCACACGACGUAGAUCUCUACAGAAUCGAACGGAAGCGUCGAUUUUGUCCCGAUGUUAUUUUAUUGCGACUUACCCUUAGGUGAAAAGGCGCCCUUAAGGGAAACUCCUAGAAAGGAAUUCUCUAGGAGGAUAUGUAAAAGAUU
Messenger RNA from Harpegnathos saltator (Jerdon's jumping ant), 2488 nucleotides. RefSeq names its product ornithine aminotransferase, mitochondrial. NCBI's taxonomy places the organism in Eukaryota, Metazoa, Arthropoda, Insecta, Hymenoptera, Formicidae. Gene Ontology annotation, molecular function: L-ornithine transaminase activity; identical protein binding; pyridoxal phosphate binding. Gene Ontology annotation, cellular component: cytoplasm. The coding region runs from base 1040 to 2323 and encodes 427 amino acids. The transcript is spliced from 6 exons. The record is from RefSeq and is a predicted model, not a curated record.